CGGCCCGGGCUCUGUGCUCACGGCGCCCGCGCGCCCCGGCCCCGGCCCCCUCCCCGCCCGGCCAUGCCGGCGCCCGUGCCGCCCACCGAGCUGGUGCCGUCGGAGCGCGCCGUGGUGCUGCUGUCGUGCGCGCUCUCCGCGCUCGGCUCGGGCCUGCUGGUGGCCACGCACGCCCUGUGGCCCGACCUGCGCAGCCAGGCGCGGCGCCUGCUGCUCUUCCUGUCGCUGGCCGACCUGCUCUCGGCCGCCGCCUACUUCUACGGGGUGCUGCAGGACUUCACGGGCCCCUCGUGGGACUGCGUGCUGCAGGGCGCGCUCUCCACCUUCGCCAACACCAGCUCCUUCUUCUGGACGGUGGCCAUCGCCCUCUACCUGUACCUCAGCAUCGUCCGCGCUGCGCGUGGGCCCCGGGCCGGCCGCCUGCUCUGGGCCUUCCACAUCGUCAGCUGGGGGGUUCCGCUGGCCAUCACCGUGGCAGCUGUCUUUCUAAAGAAGAUCGGCUACGACUUCUCGGACGUGUCCGUGGGCUGGUGCUGGAUCGACCUGGAGGCGGAGGACCGCGUCCUGUGGAUGCUGCUGACCGGGAAGCUGUGGGAGAUGCUGGCCUACAUCACGCUGCCCGUGCUCUACCUGCUCAUCCGGAAGCACAUAAACAGAGCGCACGAGGCGCUCUCUGAGUACCGGCCCAUCGUCUCCGAGGCACACCAGCUUCAGCGCCACACCUCUGUAGCCGAUAAGAAGCUGGUCCUCAUCCCACUCAUCUUCAUUUUCCUCCGGGUCUGGAGCACCGUGCGAUUCGUCCUGACCCUCUGUGGCUCCCCGGCGGUGCGGACGCCAGUGCUGGUCGUUCUGCAUGGUAUCGGGAACACAUUUCAGGGAGGCGCCAACUGCAUCAUGUUCGUCCUCUGCACCCGCGCCGUCCGAACUCGGCUCUUCUCUCUCUGCUGCCGCUGCUCUUCCCAGCCUUCCGCUGAGAGCUCGGCUGGCCCGCCCCAGGCUCCUGCGCCCUCCAAGACGGGAGAACCGCAGGGCCCCAGACGGACCCCAGAUGAACUUCCGAGCACCUGAGCUCUUCUCUUCCUAGUUCUUGCAUAGGUGCUGCCUACCUGGGGACAGGCGGUCUCUGAGUCCCUGCCGCCAGAGCGGCUGGAUGUCUGCUGCACUGUAACCUCCCGCCAUGGAGGCUCUUGCCCCCUGGCGGGGGCAGCCGCAAACUCAGCUUCUUCUACCUCCUAGAGCCUCCGGCGGCCCGUCUCCUCACAGCCGCGUCCCACUGCACUUGGGGUGUUUGUUUGCGUGAGGGUUGGCAGUGAGAGUCAGGGAAACCAGGGGUCUGUGGUCACUGCCAGGUUGCCUCAUGGUCCAGUGGUCGUUGGCCUCUUGACCACACAGCACUGUUUACAAUUUGAGGGACCCACUCCUGUGGGAAAAGCAUGAAGAGAGACAUACGCUGUGCCCCCAUCCUAAAUAAAAUGUCAGGGUACCAGAGUAUCCCCCACCUAGAAACCAUGGAGCAGAUUCCUGGCUUGUCAGGGCAUUGAGAUUCCCUGGAGAGCCAGGCUUUCCUUGGAUAGCUUUGCUGGUCAACAAAAG
This is a messenger RNA of Diceros bicornis minor, 1593 nucleotides long. RefSeq names its product G protein-coupled receptor 157 (gene GPR157). The transcript is spliced from 4 exons. Gene Ontology annotation, molecular function: G protein-coupled receptor activity. Gene Ontology annotation, biological process: adenylate cyclase-activating G protein-coupled receptor signaling pathway; cell surface receptor signaling pathway. Gene Ontology annotation, cellular component: plasma membrane. The record is from RefSeq and is a predicted model, not a curated record. Lineage: Eukaryota; Metazoa; Chordata; Mammalia; Perissodactyla; Rhinocerotidae. Bases 64 to 1068 code for a protein of 334 amino acids.